CGUUACUACUAUUAAAUUACACUUGAGUAAUGUUUACGUCAGAAAAUACGUUCUCUCUUUAAAUAACGCGAGGGUGAAAUGCUUACACUUUUGCUCCCGUAAUUUUUUAUUUACGCUUCUAUAUAAUUUAGUACAACAUCCCUCCUCACGUAAAUGACGCCAGAACGUGAAUAUUGUGGAUCUUCGUCACAUGGACGAAAAGGCUGGAAGCAACGUGGUUGAAGUAGGAGUCGACCUUUCAGAAUUUUACAAGUCUGUAGAAUGGGACAUAUUAGAUGUGCCUGCAGUUAGAAACGAAAAAUUCUACACGUGUUGUGAUGAGCCUUACCUAGAUAUUACAUUCAACAUUACGAUGAGACGAAAAACGUUAUUUUAUACGGUGAACAUCAUAAUUCCAUGCAUGGGGAUAUCCUUUCUUACAGUUGUCACCUUUUAUUUACCAUCCGAUAGUGGAGAAAAGGUGACAUUGUCGAUAUCGAUCCUUAUCAGUCUACACGUCUUCUUCCUGCUAGUUGUAGAAAUUAUACCACCAACAUCCUUAGUCGUUCCGUUACUUGGGAAAUAUUUAAUAUUUGCCAUGAUUUUAGUAUCGAUAAGGAUUAGAGCGCAGUUCGCAGCGAUUUAUAAAUAUGGUUCAUAA
Messenger RNA from Photinus pyralis (common eastern firefly), 640 nucleotides. Its product is annotated as acetylcholine receptor subunit alpha-like. The transcript is spliced from 5 exons. Lineage: Eukaryota; Metazoa; Arthropoda; Insecta; Coleoptera; Lampyridae. Bases 191 to 640 code for a protein of 149 amino acids. Gene Ontology annotation, biological process: nervous system process; monoatomic ion transmembrane transport; signal transduction. Gene Ontology annotation, cellular component: membrane; neuron projection; synapse. Gene Ontology annotation, molecular function: extracellular ligand-gated monoatomic ion channel activity; neurotransmitter receptor activity; transmembrane signaling receptor activity. The record is from RefSeq and is a predicted model, not a curated record.